Molecule: messenger RNA, 891 nt
Organism: Ramularia collo-cygni
Lineage: Eukaryota; Fungi; Ascomycota; Dothideomycetes; Mycosphaerellales; Mycosphaerellaceae
Exons: 3
Coding region: 1-891 (296 amino acids)
Source: RefSeq, a predicted model, not a curated record
AUGAAGCCCUGGGAACAGAAACGAGUCUUUCUAUUCAGUCAUCCAAGAACAGCCUCAAACCUACUUGUACGACUUCUCUCCAACCAACCGGACUGGGAGACAUCUGACUACCUAUUCUUUGAUGCUUUCCAAUACACAAGAGACGCAUUUGAUGGCCUUGAAUUAGAGGAUGUACCCGAGACAGCACGAGCAGAGCACUCAGAUCUUAUCGAACAAGGUCAUCAGAAGCUAGAAAACUUUGUGUGUACCGCCAUGGACAAGCAAAAACAUGUGAUGCUCAAAGAUCACACACUGCUUGUCACACCAGUAGAAUCGACUUAUGGAGAUGUAGUCAUGCCCACGAACCCAUCGAUCUUUCCGGACACCCUGAUGCUUUCCUGGCGACCUGUCAUACUAAUCCGCAACCCGAUUCUGAUAUAUGAGAGUUGGCUCCGAGCAGAAGGAGAACCGUAUCCAAAUCUCGAAUCUCAAUAUGCCAAGAUAUACACCACCCUGAAAUUCCAGCGAGCAGUCUUCGAUUGGUAUCGACAUCAUCCCGAAUGCACAUUGCAGCCCAUAGUGCUGAAUGCAGACGACAUCAUAGAGCGACAAGACGUAUUGGAGAGAUUCUGCGAAUUGGUUGGGAUGGAAAAGGAGAAGCUUGUACUCUCCUGGAAACCGAGUCAUGCUCCUGCAAAGUUUGCGUUGAAUGAGCGGUUCAAGCGGUUCUUGCAGACUUUCCAGGAGUCCACUGGGAUUGAGCGCAGCAAGUCUUCGGUGGGAAUCACUCUUGAGGAGAGGCAGACUCAGUGGAGGAAAGAAUUUGGGCCUGAAAGGGCGUCGAUGCUUGUGAGCAGAGUGGUUGAGUCGUGGCCUGAUUUUCAAUAUUUGCGGUCUAUGAGGCUUUGCUGA